Aspergillus nidulans FGSC A4 is the source of this 1377-nucleotide messenger RNA. RefSeq lists its product as uncharacterized. The record is from RefSeq and is a predicted model, not a curated record. Lineage: Eukaryota; Fungi; Ascomycota; Eurotiomycetes; Eurotiales; Aspergillaceae. Bases 1 to 1377 code for a protein of 458 amino acids. The transcript is spliced from 7 exons. Gene Ontology annotation, biological process: L-alpha-amino acid transmembrane transport. Gene Ontology annotation, cellular component: membrane.
AUGCCCUUCCACGCCGACAUCCCCCAAUUCCAACCAACAAAUGACGAUAUCGAGCGCACUCAAGCGGAGAAGAAGCACAAGGAAACCCCCACGAUGGCCGUCGACGAGCAAAAGGCUGAGAGCGUUCCAUACCGACAGGACGUCUUUGGCGACGAGGAGCACGCCGAAGUCAAGUACAAAGUCCUCAAAUGGUGGCAAUGCGGACUCCUCAUGGUCGCCGAAACAAUAUCCCUGGGCAUUCUCUCCAUCCCAGCCGCAAUCGCAGGUCUUGGCCUCGUCCCGGCCAUCGUGAUCCUUCUCGUCAUGGGGCUCAUUGCUUCAUAUACGGGCUACGUGAUCGGGCAAUUCAAGUGGCGGUAUCCGCAUGUCGUCAGCAUGGCUGAUGCAGGUGAGGUCCUGAUGGGCCGGUUCGGGCGAGAGGUUCUCUUCGGCGGCCAGAUGCUCUUCUUGAUCUUCCUCAUGGCCAGCCAUAUCUUGACAUUCACAGUGGCAAUGAACAGACUGACCAACCACGGGACAUGUUCUCUUGUCUUUGGGGUUAUUGGGCUGCUGGUUUCUCUUGUGUUUUCCCUGCCCAGGACAAUGAAAAAUAUGUCGUGGCUGUCGCUUGCUUCAUUUAUCAGUAUUUUCACAGCGGUCAUGAUCGCCAUGGUCGCCAUCGGUGUCGAGCACCCUGGAGGCCCAGUCAAAGCCACAGCCGAGACAAAUCUUGUCACUGGCUUUACAGCUGCGCUGAAUAUCAUCCUGUCAUACGCGAGCCAUAACGCCUUCUUCAACGUCAUCGCUGAGUUGAAAGAGCCCAGAGACUUCCCCAAAGCCCUCACCCUGCUGCAGUGCAUUGACAUUACCCUUUAUCUUGUUUCCGGUGUCGUGAUCUACUACUUCGCCGGGGACGACGUCAAGUCCCCAGCACUCGGCUCAAUAAACCCAUUGGUGUCUAAGGUUGCUUACGGGGUGGCUCUACCAACAAUUAUCAUCGCCGGCGUGAUUAACGGGCACAUCGCGUGUAAGUCCAUCUACACACGCGUCUUCGCCGGCACCUCCCACAUGCACAAGCAGGAUUUCCGGGCCGUGGGAUCCUGGAUCGGUAUUGCGGUGGGACUUUGGGUCAUCGCCUGGGUGGUUGCGACUGCGAUUCCGGUUUUCAGUAACCUUCUUAGUCUUAUGACUGCGCUCUUCGCCAGCUGGUUCAGCUUCAGUCUUCCUGCUGCGUUCUGGCUGUUCAUGAACCGUGGCCUGUGGUUCUCGAGCCCAAGGAAAACUGGAAUCACCAUCUUUAACUGCCUUGUUUUCGGGAUGGGUGUUGUUAUGUCUUUGGGUACUAUCUUACUGGCUUGUAUAUGUGUUUCGAGUGGUAACGGAAAGUCUUCUUCGUGA